This is a messenger RNA of Durusdinium trenchii, 1893 nucleotides long. Lineage: Eukaryota; Dinophyceae; Suessiales; Symbiodiniaceae. The record is from the annotation of a GenBank genome assembly.
AUGCCAGAUCCGAGAACACCACCUCGCAAGAGGCACCGCUCGAAAGGACCUGGUAGCCCAAGGCCUCCCGCCCUUAGAAAACCAGUUCAGGGAGAGAGGGAAAGAGGGCGACCGAAAGAAAGGUCAGUCAAGGUGGAUCCAGUGCCCACCGAGAUCCCUGACAAGAAGCAGAAAGUGAAGAAGGAGAAAAAGGAAAAGGAUAAGAAAGAGGAGAAAAGUGAUAAGAAGCGUGAGGGAAGCAAGAAAAGGGCUGGAGAAAAGAAAGAAGCGAAGGGUGAAGGCAAGAGGGAAAAGAGGGAUAAGAAGGGUAAGAAGGAAAAGAAAGACAAGAAAGACAAGAAGGAAAAGAAGAAGGGAACAAAGAAGAACGUGAAGAAAGAGUCAAAGAAAAGGAGGUCGGAUGAGAAGAGUGAUGCGAAAAGAAUCAAGUACGUACCAUGUGUGAAAGAGAAGAUAGAGCACAUCUUCGAUGACAAGGGUGACUCGAGGGCUGAUGAAGGGUGCAGUGAGGCGACUACAAGAAGCAGCUCACGUGUCCGAAGCACGACGAGCAUGUCGUCCAAAGAGAAGGCUGAGCAAAAGCUCAGAGAGUUGACUGCUAUCAUGGGUGAUUCCGACCACGACGAGAGUGAGGAGGUGACUGAUGAGGAGGAGCUCUUGGCGAUGGGAGACGAGGUCAACGCAGAAGGCGCAGAAGAAGAAGACAGCGAUGAAGAAGCAGAAGAGAUGGGAAGCGAGGAGGAGGAGGAUAAGGAGGAGGAUGAGGGCAACAGCAGUGAAGAAUCCGGGGAUGAGGCGGAGGAUGACGAUGAGGGUGAAACUUCGGGAGAAUCGGAGGAAGAAAAGGAUGACAACAAAGAAGAGAAGGAACGUGAGCAGGAGGAGAAGAAGAAGUUGGAGCACGCUUUGGUCCCAGUGGUCAAAACGUCUCAAGAGAGCGUUCAAGUUAUGAGGAACUCAAUGACUAACAAAAAAGAGUGGGACACCUUCACCAGACAGGCAAAGACCAAGAUGCCCAUCGCGCUCAAUGACACCUAUCAGGCUUCGAAAACUGAACUCUUCAACAUGUGGCUCGACUCGAAUUACAGCUGGUCUGCCUGCGCUUUAGCAGUAGAACGAAAGCAUCAGGAGAGCAACACUGCAAAGAAGGGAUGGAAGGCAAUACAGGGGAAAGAGCUCAAGAAUCGCUACACUGCUGAGAAGUGGGAGCAGGUAAAGAAAAAGAGACUCGAGCAAGGGCUCUAUUACAAGGACGAUGACUUCCCAGACGACGAUGAUGAAACUUGGUACUUUGUCAAAGAAGGAGAAAGUGUCUCGAACAAGGUGGAAGUACAAGAGUCCAUGACGUUGGCCGCUCGACUGGACAUGGACGAGAACAUGAGACAAGCCAUUACCAAUGAAGAGAAUGGACUCAUGAAGGUUGGUGCUUUGCCAAAAGUCAGUGUGGCCAGCACUUCUGGCAACAAAGCCUUGAUGGAAGCGAUCGGGGACAAGGUGAGCGCCCCUGCAAAGAGAAAGCCCAAGAAAGAGGAGGAGAAACCGGAGAGUGUCACCCCAUUAACUUGGGUUGGCAAGGGGAAGAGCACCUUACCUGAAGUCUUGAAAGCGGCGGCUGACUGUCGCACUGCGUCCUUGAAGCUUGCUGGGAUGGAGUACGCCCAAGAGUUGGCUGGAAACCUUUUGAAGCAGGCUGAGGAACUGGAGAAGCACUACAAACUCCUGGCAAAGCACGUCAACAAUGAGUCCGAGAAGGAUGUCAAGCUAGUGUUGGGAACGACUUCAACCCGCUUGGCUGCAGUGGAGCAAGCGCAGGCAGCAGCCGCAGCAUUUCUGAAGAAGCCCAACCCAAAGAAGAAGGCCAAAGGCACGAAGGAUGGAAAGGAAAAGAAGUAA